Molecule: messenger RNA, 867 nt
Organism: Endocarpon pusillum Z07020
Lineage: Eukaryota; Fungi; Ascomycota; Eurotiomycetes; Verrucariales; Verrucariaceae
Exons: 4
Coding region: 1-867 (288 amino acids)
Molecular function (GO): methyltransferase activity
Source: RefSeq, a predicted model, not a curated record
AUGGCUGUGAGUUCUUCGUCCCUCGACCCUUACGCUCUACCUAAUGAUGAGCCUGAAUUAGAAAGAUUAGACUUCCAACACCGUGUGUGGCGCCUCUCCCUUGACGGCGCCCUCUACCUCUCCCCGCUCCCACCAUCCACCAACUCCGUCCUCGAUCUCGGCACCGGCACCGGAAUCUGGGCCAUCGAAUUCGCCGACGAAAACCCCUCCGCCACUGUUACAGGAGUGGACCUCUCCCCCGUCCAACCCCGCUGGAUCCCACCAAACUGCCAAUUCCAAAUCGACGACAUCGAAGAAGAAUGGACCUACCCCUUACCCAUUCCCGACCCAACCUCCGGCGAAGUCAGCGGAGCGAGAGGUCUCGACUUCGUCCACGGACGCAUGCUAAGCCUAGGAGUGAAAGACUGGCCCUGUCUCUUUCGUCAAUCCUUCACCCACCUCCGUCCGGGCGGCUACUUCGAAGCCCAGGAAUUCGAUCUAACCGCCCACUGCGAACCAGACUCCCCUAAACAAGGCGUCGCGUUUCGCAAAUGGAGCGAAAAUGUCAUCGGCGCGGCUAAAAAGGCGGGCAUAAACGCCCAAGCCUCGAGGCAUUUCGACCAGCAGCUAAGAGAAGCUGGGUUCGUGGACGUGACAUCUAAGCACUUCAGAUGGCCUGUCGGUCCGUGGCCUGAGGGGGAGAAUAGUAAAAAGGAAAAGACACUAGGUGUUUGGGCUCAGAGGAAUAUAGUGGCUGGCCUCGAGGCUGGCGCCCUAGGGAUGCUGAGUCGAUAUGAAGGGUGGAGUAAGGAACAGGUGCUUGAGUUGGUCAGAGAGGCGAGGGAGGAAAUGCUCGAUAUGGAAUUUCAUCAGUAUCUUAAUAUGUGA